AUGGGGAAAAAGGAGGACCCGCGGAAGAAGGAUGACAAGAGGAAGAAAGAGGACAAGGGGAAGAAAGGAAUACAGGAAUCUGAACGUAGUGGAUUUUUCGGCCGUCGAGGUCGGCGUGCGAGUGAGAUGAAGUUGGAGCCGGAGGAUGUGCGAGAAUUUAAGGAGUUGCAGAAGCGGCACGGUUUACGAGUGUACUUCAGUAAUACGGUGGUGGACGUGAUGUUUUACUUGACGCCAAGGUACGGUGGUUAUAUGGCGACGCAGGUCGGACGGUUGUUGAAUCAGCGUGUGCGCGAUUUGCGUACUUCAGCCUGUGGUCGUUUCCGGCAUAGCGAGAUCGUGCUAGUGGGGCAUUCAUUGGGUAGUGUCCUGCUCUAUGAACUACUCAGCGGCCGUCCACUCCGGGCUCAACUCUGGGACUCCGUUGAUGCUGAUGACGUCAGCCUCUUUCCAGAUCAAACGCUCCCUGCAAAACCAGACUGCGCUGGAGCCACACUCGACUUCGACGUCAACCACGUCUUCCUCUGGGGCUCCCCACUCAGCUCUUUCCUCGUCCUUAAGAACGACAAAUCUCUCACCCCCGCCGGGCCACUCUCCCUUGGCAGACAUAGACACACAAGAAUCUACAACAUAUUCCACCGCUCCGACCCCAUCGCCACCCGCAUUGAACCCGUCUUCUACCGAGACAAAGACUACAUACCGCCCGCCAUCCGACUUCCCAGCUACUAG
Molecule: messenger RNA, 729 nt
Organism: Gregarina niphandrodes
Lineage: Eukaryota; Apicomplexa; Conoidasida; Eugregarinorida; Gregarinidae
Product: DDHD domain protein
Exons: 1
Coding region: 1-729 (242 amino acids)
Cellular component (GO): cytoplasm
Molecular function (GO): metal ion binding; glycerophospholipase activity
Source: RefSeq, a predicted model, not a curated record